AUGCUGACUGACUGUGGGACAGAAGCAAGACAGCCUAGAGUCACUGACAUUGCAGUGCAGUGUGGCACUUCAUCCAUUGCUCUGGCGAUUGAAAUCUGUCCCGUCAUGUACACUGGCUACAAUGAGACUCUACUGAUCCUGAACAACAUGUUAGACCCAUUCUGUAGAGCAACCCUUGAUGAUUCCGUGACCCCACCUGUUGCUCGCUUUAACUUCCCUCUGAAUAUGACCCAUGCCUGUGGAAGCGUAUUCAGGACCACCAGUGCUGCUGGGACCGGUAUAUUCUCUGACUUCUCCAACAUCCAGACGGUCAGCAUCAGCGGUGUUGUUCGGUCGCUCGAUCUUACAGCGGGCAUGGUCACUUACAACGCUGAACUGAAGUACUACUACUCCUGCGCCUAUCCCUUAGAAUAUCUGAUCAACAACACCCAGAUCGAUGUGUCGGCUUCCGCCAUUGCAAUCAAGGACAACAAUGGGAGUUUCAUCAGCACCUUGAGUAUGAAGUUGUUCAGUGACGUCAACUACACACAACCAUUGGUCAUUCCACAGCUUGGGGUUGAACUGAGGACCAAUGUGUAUGUCGAGGUUAAAGCCACCAACUUGACAGGGCAGUAUAAUGUCCUGCUUGACCGGUGCUAUGCCUCCAUCUCCCGAGUGCCUUCUAACUCCAGUUUCUUUAACCUGUUUGUCCCCUGUUCAAAGGAUAAGUUCACCACCAUGAUCGAGAACGGAGACAGCCAGAGCUCCCGCUUCUACUUCCCGGCCUUCCGCUUCAUCGAGCAGCAGAACCAAACAGUGUCCACCUACUAUCUCCACUGCAUCAUUCGGCUGUGUGAAAUAAGCACUUGCAGCACCUUCAAGAUAUGCAACAAAAGAAGGAAGAGGAACACCCUGGACACAUCUGCAAAAGGCAUAACCCAGACGUACACCAUCUCUUCUUCAGAGAUCAUCACCAAAGCCAACAGCAACGAGUCCAAAGAGAAGCCUCUUGUUGCCGGCCAAGAAACUAACUCUGCUGUCGGGCUUGGUGUGGCUGUUGGCGUCCUUGCCUUUGUUUGCCUUAUUGCCAUUUGUGUCGCAGCUGUGUUUCGCAAAAAGCUCAGGAACUAA
Sander lucioperca (pikeperch) is the source of this 1110-nucleotide messenger RNA. Its product is annotated as zona pellucida-like domain-containing protein 1. NCBI's taxonomy places the organism in Eukaryota, Metazoa, Chordata, Actinopteri, Perciformes, Percidae. The record is from RefSeq and is a predicted model, not a curated record. Gene Ontology annotation, cellular component: cell surface. Bases 1 to 1110 code for a protein of 369 amino acids. The transcript has a single exon.